ACAUAAUUAUAAACAAAAUAAUAACUAUUACUAUAUUAACCGAGAAAAUUAAAUUCAACAUCUCUCUUAUUCUCUCAUUCUCUCUCUACUUCUCAAAGACGCACGCAGCGUUCUAAAACCCUAAUCGGGUAUGUGCAAAGAGAGCUUUGUAGCACGUGCUUAAGGUAUGUUUUAAACAUUGCUUGUUUAGUUGGUUCCUUUUGAUGUCAUGGUGGCAUUGUGAUGCAAAAUGUGUGUGAGCUCAUACUGAGAAGGAGCUCAUCUGCUAAGUCCAUUUGAAGAGGAUGUAUGGAAGGGCAUCAUCAGGUCUUGAUAGGUUUAAGAAGGCUCAGAGCUUGGAACCAUUCUCUGUUUCUGUCAACUCUUCUUCCAGAAAUGGUGCCCAACCCUCUACUAAAGUAGUUGACCCUUCCUCUGCUUUGCCUCCGCUGUCUCAGGCUUCUGCCAACCAACCCCAACAACAUGCUUCUCAGAAGACUGUAGGAGUGGAGGCGGCUCCAUUGUUGGGGCAGAAUCAGCAGGCGACUCAGGUUGGGGGAGGGCAGUCGACGUGGCAGCCGCCGGAUUGGGCGAUCGAGCCACGGCCAGGUGUUUUUUACCUGGAGGUUUUGAAGGAUGGCCAGGUGCUAGACCAGAUUAAUCUGGACAGACGGAGGAAUAUCUUUGGGAGGCAAAUCCAGACCUGUGAUUUUGUGCUUGAUCAUCAAUCUGUCUCUCGCCAACAUGCUGCAGUUAUUCCUCACAAGAAUGGGAGCAUAUAUGUAAUUGAUUUGGGAUCUGCACAUGGUACAUUUGUUGCAAAUGAGCGGUUGACCAAGGAUUCGCCAGUUGAGCUUGAAGUGGGACAAUCGUUGCGAUUUGCUGCAUCAACAAGAGCGUACAUAUUAAGAAAGAAUGAUGCAGCUCUUUUCCCUCGGCCUCCACCACCAACAGAGAUUAAUUUCCCACCGCCUCCUGACCCAUCUGAUGAAGAAGCUGUUGUAGCGUAUAAUACGCUACUGAAUCGUUAUGGCAUCAACAAAGCUGAUCUGGUGUCCAAACCUGGUGAGUCUGGUAGUUCAGUAAGUGGCAAAAAUAAAGAUUACCAAUCUGAAAGACCAGCUAAGAGAAUUAGGAAAACAAGAGUUGCCUUCAGGGAUCAAGUUGGGGGAGAGUUAGUUGAGGUUGUUGGAAUUUCAGAUGGUGCAGAUGUAGAAACAGAACCUGGUCCAGUUGGUGUUAAAGAAGGAAGUUUAGUUGGUAAAUAUGAAUCUCUUGUACAGAUUACUGUAAUACCAAAGGGGAAAGAGCAGUCCUCUGUCAAGGAGGCAGAUUCAUCCCCAAAAGGUGUGACUGAUAAACUACAAGAAGUCUUGAAAAAGAUCAAAACCCCAGUCAAAACUGGGAUUUAUGAUGACCUAUAUGGAGAAUCAUUAUCUGUCAAAGUUGGAUCUUCCUGGGCAUAUUCACCUGCACUCGGAACUGGUGAACGGGCUCCAGAUAAGGAGGAUGGUGCGGGGAGCGGAAAGUCAGAGAGUAAUCCUAAUGCUGUUGAUGGAGACGAUGAUGAUUUGUUUGGGUGACCAUUGAACUUAUACAGACUGGGUUGUGAGAUAAAUUUGUAGUAGUUCUGUUUGAGUUUGACAUCGUAGGGAGUUGAAAAGAUGCAAAAUAUUAUGUUGCAUGCUUCUUUUGUCCUCGGGAGUUAAUUGUUCCUUCCAACGAAUCCAUGAUUAUUGAUGUUUUCCGCUGCAUGCCCCCACUUACUCUAAAAGACAGCAGGUUCAUGGUUAAACAAUGUGUUAUCCUUGUAUGGACCCAUUAAAUAGCUCAUUUAAGUAGUGGUUUUGUCCAUACUUUCUAGUAUGCACAUACUAGCAUGUCAUCACUAAUAAGGAUUGACUUUCUAGCCACAUGGUCACGAAGGAGCAAAUGUUGAUAUUUGAGUAUUUUGUACCACAAAUCCAUUUGCUGCAACUUUGAAGCGUCUAUUCAAAAAAGGGUGGUGUAUUUAUAGUUUUACAACAAUGAAGCGUGUAUUUAAAAUUUAAAA
Messenger RNA from Glycine soja, 2032 nucleotides. Its product is annotated as protein phosphatase 1 regulatory inhibitor subunit PPP1R8 homolog. Gene Ontology annotation, molecular function: mRNA binding; protein binding. The transcript has 3 exons. The record is from RefSeq and is a predicted model, not a curated record. Bases 285 to 1562 code for a protein of 425 amino acids. Lineage: Eukaryota; Viridiplantae; Streptophyta; Magnoliopsida; Fabales; Fabaceae.